Messenger RNA from Linum trigynum, 3390 nucleotides. NCBI's taxonomy places the organism in Eukaryota, Viridiplantae, Streptophyta, Magnoliopsida, Malpighiales, Linaceae. The record is from the annotation of a GenBank genome assembly.
AUGAAUCGGGAGGGGAAUGGCGAGGCUGCUGCUCUUCCGGAGCCGAAGCUAGAUGCCGGCGGAGAAGUUGAUUCGGUUGCGGAGAAGAUGCAGCCGACUGCGACUGAGGUGGAGAAUGAGGAUGUUGGUAGGGAUACGAAGAGGCUGAAGAAGAAUUCGGCAGGGGAGAUGCGGCAGGUGGCUGAGAUGCUGCUGGUGUUGUCCGCCAUGGGGCAGAUGAGAGGAGGGAGGGAUCCUACUGAGGCCGAGGAGAAGCUGAUGGUUGAAGCCAAGGAUAAAUUGGCGGAGAUCUGUCAGCGUUUUGCGCCUAAGGAGUUGGUGGCUGGAGAUGCAGUUGGGAAGGUUAUCGAGGAUUUGGGGCUCAAUUGGAAGCUCAAUGACCAGCGGUUAGGAUUUCGUGGAUCCAGGAUGUCGAUUAAGGAGAAGGUUGCCCACGCAAAGCGAAAGAUGGAAGAUCCCAAGAAGGUCACUCCACAUGCAUCUCAGACAUCACAUCCUAGCUUUGCGGUUAUAGCUGAAGGUCGUGUUCCGACGCACACUAUUCGGCCUCUUCCGUUAGAGAAACCAACUCAUGCGCCUUUACUUUCUGGAACUGCGCCAGUUCAUCAUCCUUCUUUCACUCAUGUUUCUGCAACAGCAGCUUAUCUGCAGGCUUCCAAUGCGGAGGCAAAAGGAGCUGCAGCAUCUGGGCGGUUACCUAUUAAUCAUUUGGGGAGCUCAUCUGUAGUAGCAGCACCCAGAGGGCAGUUCAUUAAGGUUGAAGGAGGACCAAAUGCGAACACGUACACUCUAAAUCCAAAUGCUCCUUUACACCAUCCUGCGGGGAAUGCUCCAAUUUGGUCUGUACAACCCAGUUCCUUCCCCUCUAAGGUGGCGGCAGGGAGCAAGGUGCCAAAUCAUACUCCUGUGAAGGCUGAUGGGAUUGCUGGUUCAGGUGUACCACGGGCAGCUCUUCAAGGUUCUAGUCAAGCAUUCAGACCGCCAUUUACUCAAACAGCAGCAACAAGUAUGCCUAGCGUGCAUCAGCCUAUGCAAACUGUGAAGGCUGUUUACAGUAAUCACAGUGAGAUUGCCAAAGUUGUUCAGAAGUUGCUUCAACCGAAGCUUCCUGAACAUCCCACUUGGACUCCACCUUCAAGGGAGUACAUGAACAAGGCUUUGACUUGCCAAAGCUGCAACCUCACUAUCAAUGAGGUUGACAAUGUUAUUAUUUGUGAUGCUUGUGAGAAAGGAUUUCACCUAAAAUGUCUGGAAUCUGUACUCCAGAAAGCUGUUCCUAGAGCUGAGUGGCACUGCAUGAAAUGCACGUCAUUAAGCAAUGGGAAACCGUUUCCCCCUAAAUAUGGCCGUGUCAUGCGAAGCAUAACCCCUCCAAAGGGGCCUGCAAGUGCUACUCAGGUUGGAGCUCAGUCCUUGUCAGAUAAGAAACUAGUGAAUAUGGGUCAAAGGGGUGUUCAAGAUAAAAUGAGCUCUGUGUUAGAAAGUGUUACAGAAUCUGGCUCUGCUGGGUGUGUCACCCUUGUCUCUGGUACUAAGAUUGACAGUGAAAGGGGACUGCCAGGAAAUAGCAUCACUUCAAAAGGAAAAGAUACGGGCUUGAUGCCAUCUGCUGGAACUCUCCAAAAUGAAGCUGACCCAAGAAAACCUCCGGGGCAUGAUUUAGCUUCAGUUGCCUUGGCAGGUGAAAUGUGCAGUCAACAAAUUCAAUCACCUGGAUCACCAAUACAUGAUAAGAGAUCCACUUCUGAACUAAAGCUGGAUCCUCCUGCUUUGCUUUCCAGCCACAUUCAUGAUACUUAUGAAGCCAAAUCCCAGCACAAUGUGCAAGAUGUUGCCGAAACAGGAGCUGUAAACACUGCUAAAGAUCUUUUAGUUACUUGCCAAGUGGGCACUAAUGCUGAAGAAACAAAGAUUACAUAUGCUUCAGGAUUUGAUGUCAAACAAAUUGAGGAAGGUGAUUCUCAAACACCUUCUCAUUCACUAAAUGAUGACAAACAAAGUGAGGUUGAUGUUGCUCGCUUACCUGGUUCAAAACACGAUGUCAAGCAAAGUGGGCAAGCUGUUGAUCUUGCACCUUCUGCUUCAGAACAAAAGGUCAAGCAAGAUGAGCAACCUGUGCCUUUUGCCUCAGAACAAAAUGUGAAGCAAAGUGAGCUAGAUGUUGGCCAUGCACCUUCUGCUUCAGAACACAACAAUGAGCAAAAUCAGCCAGAUGUGGGAUAUGCACCUUCUCUUUCAGAACAAAAUGCUGCGCUAGGUGUGGGUCAUGUGCCUUCUGCUUUGGAACACAACGUCAAGCAAAGGGAGCAAGGUGUUGCUCGUGCAGAACACAAUUCUAAGCAAAGUGGGCAUGGUGUUGCUCAGGGUCCUUCUGCUUCAGAACACAACAUUAAGCAAACUGAGCAAGGUGUUUCCCCUGUGCCUGCUUCAGAACACAAUGCCGAGCGAAGUCAGCAAGGAGUUGAUCACGCACCUUCUUCAGAAGAAGAAAAUGGCAAGCAAAUUGAGCUAGGCGGUGUUCUUGCUCCUUCAGAACACAAUUUUCAGCAAAGUGAGCAAGGUGUUUCCACUUCAGAACAAAAUGUUGAGCAAACUGUGCAAGGUGUUGCUCAUGCAUCUUCCGUGGAACAGAAUGUUGAGCAAGGUGUUGCUCAUGUCCCUUCCGCAGAACAGAAUGUUGAGCAAGGUGUUGCUCAUGCCCCUUCUGCAGAACAUAAUGUUGAGCAAACUGAGCAAGUUGUUGCUCAUGCCCAUUCGGGUUCAGAACACAAUGUUGACCAAAGUGAGCAAGGUGUUGCUCAUGUACCUUCUGCUUCUCAACACAAUUUUGAGCUGCAAAGUGAGCCAGCUGUUGCCCAUGCACAUCCCGGUAAUAGCAGUAAUGGUUCCAGUAUGACCGUGCAAUUGUCUGCUGAGGUGCUUCAAACUGUGGAGUGGGUUGGUUCUGCCCUUAAUGUUUUUGAUGACAAAGCAUUCUACGAGUCUUGUUGCAUUGGAGGAGUGGUGUACAAAGUGCUGGAUCAUGCCCUUUUCCAUUCUAGUCAUGGCAGAUUGAUGCCUUCUAAGCUUCAGUCAAUGUGGGAGGAUAUGAAGACUGGGUCGAAGUGGAUUAGAGUCAGUACGUGCUAUUCGCGGGAGGACUUACCUGAGGGUGUAGGCCAGCCAUUUUCUCCCGAAAGUAAUGAGGUUUAUGAUUCCAACCAUGAGAUUAGUGUGAUGGCUGGGUUGAUUCAAGGCUCAUGUAAAGUUCUGCCUCCUGUCGCCUAUAAAGAAGAGAGUGAAAGAAGGAGCCAAUUGGCAGCAGAGAUAAAUAACAAAUCAGAACCAGUUUUCCUAUGCAAGUGGUUUUUUGAUAAACUCAGAGGAAGCUUUCAACCUGUUUUCAGUUGA